Messenger RNA from Cicer arietinum (chickpea), 1045 nucleotides. RefSeq lists its product as uncharacterized. Lineage: Eukaryota; Viridiplantae; Streptophyta; Magnoliopsida; Fabales; Fabaceae. Gene Ontology annotation, biological process: response to desiccation; defense response to other organism. The record is from RefSeq and is a predicted model, not a curated record.
UGUGUUGCCCGUAGGUGUAGGAUAGGACACUACCAUACCAUACAAUCAACAUGACAGGGAAGGACGGGUUCGUAUCUUACUCGCCCCUUCCCUCCAAUCCUAAUCCCAACCCUAACUCCAAUCCUUAUUCCUAUCCUUACCCUCCACAACAACAAAACGUCGUCGUUCUCCUUCCUUCUUACCAUCCCCGUUUCCACCUCCACCACCACCGCCGCCGCUGCCUCCGUUGCACCGCCGCAAUUCUCCUCUUCCUUCUCCUCGUCGCCGGCGUCUUCAUCCUCUAUCCAUCCGAUCCUGAAAUUCAACUCGCUAGGAUCCGAAUCAACCACAUCGGAAUCCGAACCAAUCCAAAGCCAAUUCUAGACCUAUCGUUUUCCGUAACCGUUAAGGUUCGUAACAGAGACUUCUUCUCUCUAACAUACGAUUCUCUCUCUGUUGCCGUCGGUUACCGUGGCCGUCAGUUAGGGUUAGUUCAUUCUAUCGGUGGUGGCCGGAUUAAGGCGCGUGGAUCAUCCUAUGUCGACGUUGUGCUCUCCGUCGAUGGAUUUGAAGUUAUCUAUGAUGCUUUCUAUUUGAUACAAGAUAUUGCCAAAGGUGUGAUUCCAUUCGAAACUCACACAACUGUUGAUGGAAAAUUAGGGCUUCUCUUGUUCAAUGUUCCUUUGAAGGCAACAGUGUCGUGCGACGUGUAUGUGAAUCUAAACAAGCAGGUUAUUGAACGCCAAGACUGCUAUCCUGAGUCACUGGGUGAUAAAGUGGAUCAGAACGCUAAUAUUGGAGUUGGAGAGACAUGAUGAGUUAUGAAUCUUGAUCAUCCUUUGCUUAUACACUUGCUUGUGGUGUUUUGCUCACUGCAUUGUUUUAGUGUGCUCGUGUGAUGUAUGAUUGUAUAAGCAUCACACACCUUUGUAAAUUCUGGUUGAACUGUCUGAGACCACUAGCAUCUUGUAUCUAAAGCUUGUAUAAGGUAAAAUUAAUGCAAUUUUUACUUUAGUGCUGUUAGUUCUAUGAUUGAGAAAUAAAAGUAUGUGUUUUCUGUUGAUUA